This is a messenger RNA of Carlito syrichta (Philippine tarsier), 1878 nucleotides long. It is a transcript of the gene SKOR1, whose product is annotated as SKI family transcriptional corepressor 1. NCBI's taxonomy places the organism in Eukaryota, Metazoa, Chordata, Mammalia, Primates, Tarsiidae. The transcript has 11 exons. Gene Ontology annotation, cellular component: transcription regulator complex; nucleus. Gene Ontology annotation, biological process: negative regulation of transcription by RNA polymerase II; negative regulation of BMP signaling pathway. The coding region runs from base 1 to 1878 and encodes 625 amino acids. The record is from RefSeq and is a predicted model, not a curated record. Gene Ontology annotation, molecular function: SMAD binding; RNA polymerase II cis-regulatory region sequence-specific DNA binding; DNA-binding transcription factor activity, RNA polymerase II-specific.
AUGGGAGCCAGCAGCCGCCGGCGGGCUCGGAGCCUGGCCUGUACGUCGCUGUACGGGGUGCCCAUCGUAUCGCUGGUCAUCGACGGCCAGGAGCGCCUGUGCCUGGCGCAGAUCUCCAACACGCUCCUCAAGAACUACAGCUACAACGAGAUCCACAACCGGCGCGUGGCGCUGGGCAUCACGUGCGUGCAGUGCACGCCGGUGCAGCUGGAGAUCCUGCGGCGCGCGGGCGCCAUGCCCAUCUCGUCGCGCCGCUGCGGCAUGAUCACCAAGCGCGAGGCCGAGCGCCUGUGCAAGUCGUUCCUGGGCGAGCACAAGCCGCCCAAGCUGCCCGAGAACUUCGCCUUCGACGUGGUGCACGAGUGCGCGUGGGGCUCGCGUGGCAGCUUCAUCCCCGCGCGCUACAACAGCUCGCGGGCCAAGUGCAUCAAGUGCGGCUACUGCAGCAUGUACUUCUCGCCCAACAAGUUCAUCUUCCACUCGCACCGCACGCCCGACGCCAAGUACACGCAGCCCGACGCCGCCAACUUCAACUCGUGGCGCCGCCACCUCAAGCUCAGCGACAAGUCGGCCACGGACGAGCUGAGCCACGCCUGGGAGGACGUCAAGGCCAUGUUCAACGGCGGCACGCGCAAGCGGACCUUCUCGCUGCAAGGGGGCGGAGGCGGGCCGGGCCCCGGCGCGGGCAGCGGCGGUGGCUACAUAAGCCCAGACUUUCUGAGCGAGGGCAGCUCCAGCUAUCAUUCCGCCUCGCCCGACGUGGACACGGCGGAUGAGCCCGAGGUGGACGUGGAGUCCAACCGCUUCCCCGACGACGAGGGCGCUCCGGAUGAGGCUGAGCCCGGAGCGCCCAGCGCGGGAAGUGGUCCAGAUGCCGGCCGGUCCACUUUUGGGGACUUAGCGGCUGAUGACACAGUGCGGAGACCCGAGAGGAGCCCGUCCAACGGUGGCUACGAGCUGCGAGAGCCCUGCGGACCCCUUGGAGGCCCCACGCCGGCUAAGGGCCCGCACGCCGGGCCAGAACCUUUACGAAAGCACGCCUGGCCCCUCUUUCGAGCCUUCCCAUUUAUUCAGCAAGUGCAUGUGGCCGCGAGGUUCCCUGUGUCCAGGCGAGUCACCGAGGAGGAUGGGGGCGCUCAGCUGCGCGCCCAGGCUCCCCAGAAGCCCCGGGUAGCUGCGGCCCAAAGCGGGGGACCCGUGGCUCGCAGGGGGUUGUGGGGGCCUCUGAAAUUCGGGCAGGUCGGGGCAGCCGAGCCGCGGACCGUAUCCCCCAGCAUCUGGAAGCCGCCGCCUGGGCCGCGUGCUCGCCGGGAGUCGUGCGGACGGCCCUGGCGGCCACGCGCGCUCGCGGUGGCCCAGUAUCUGCGAUGUAGGUCGCGCGUCCCUGAACCAGAUAAGGAAGACAAUCACUCGACCGCCGAGGAUUUGGAAACGAGGAAAUCCUAUCCAGACCAAAGGAGCAUCUCCCAGCCGAGUCCUACAAAUACAGACCGAGGCGAAGAUGGCCUUACCCUGGAUGUCACAGGCACUCAGCUGGUGGAGAAGGACAUCGAGAACCUGGCCAGAGACGAAUUGCAGAAGCUGCUCCUUGAGCAGAUGGAGCUUCGCAAGAAGCUGGAGCGGGAGUUCCAGAGCCUCAAAGAUAAUUUUCAGGAUCAAAUGAAAAGGGAAUUGGCUUAUCGGGAAGAAAUGGUGCAACAGCUGCAAAUCGUCAGAGACACCCUGUGCAACGAGCUGGACCAGGAGCGCAAGGCGCGCUACGCCAUCCAGCAGAAACUCAAAGAGGCCCACGACGCCCUGCACCACUUCUCCUGCAAGAUGCUGACGCCCCGCCACUGCACCGGCAAUUGCUCCUUCAAGCCCCCGCUGCUGCCCUAG